Messenger RNA from Phragmites australis (common reed), 4044 nucleotides. Its product is annotated as serine/threonine-protein kinase EDR1-like. Gene Ontology annotation, molecular function: protein kinase activity; ATP binding; protein binding. Lineage: Eukaryota; Viridiplantae; Streptophyta; Magnoliopsida; Poales; Poaceae. The record is from RefSeq and is a predicted model, not a curated record. The transcript is spliced from 10 exons. Bases 1170 to 3821 code for a protein of 883 amino acids. Gene Ontology annotation, biological process: signal transduction; protein phosphorylation. Gene Ontology annotation, cellular component: cytoplasm.
AAGGUUGUGGGGCCCGCAAUCCAGUGGGAUACUGGAAACUAGCUGGCUACCUCUUUGUUUAUUAUCGGGCAGGUAGAUAUCUGAAACUAGAGCAUAUCCGAUGUUGGUGAGCAUAACAGGGAAUCACACCAAUUACCACAGCUUGCUGGUCACAUUUUGGCUUAUCGAAGAUGAAACACAAUCCACCCUGGUCCUGCUCACUGGUGGAAUGCGAGGAACACCUCCAUUCCAUGGAUGGCCCCAGAGUUGCUGGCAAUGAAAGUAUCCGAAAAGGUACUGUUCCGAGUCUUCUUGAUGACUUACAACUCUGCAAGUGUCAAGUGAUAGUGAGCGCCGGUACUACGAGCUACUACCAAUAUCAUACUCCACAGCUAGCUCAGCUUCUCCUAAUCAUCCGGCUCAAGACUAGUGCCUACGCAUGACACCGCUGCUCACCUGCCGUCAUGCUGGUAACCAGAUAUAUAGCUGCAGCUUGCCUUUUAAAUAUUAAUUGCUAAAAUAGUAGCAGCAACUGGACUGGGAGCUACGUUGCAGCAGCGAUGGGCUCCAUUUGAAGGCAACAUAUCCAACUGGGCAAUGGACGGCCUUAUAGUAUAGACUCCAAACUGAUUUCGGCAAUUCUGGAUCAUACAAAUCAAGGCUGACAGAGAUGAGAGCUAAUAUCAUGCUUACAUCUGACAAUGACAACCAAGGUAUUAAGAAGGGCCGCCCCUUGCCCCAGGUCAUGUGACAACUGAGUGAUUGAAGGUGCUGCCGACCCAAUCGAUCAAAUGCCUCACAGCUGAGUCAGUUAACACAACAAUUUCUAUCCACUCAUUAAUUUGUCCAAAACUAUCAGACCAAGUUGACUCGGCUCAGUCGUCCAUAUUAGUAUCUUGAACACAACGGAGGCGAACAACAUGAACCAGUUGGCAAUGUUCAAUUCUGAGCUCUGGUAGCAACCCGUCAACUGAAACCCACAGAGAUUGAAGGUCUUGGACCUACAGAUUCAAAGGUUCAACAAGUUUGCCAUCAAGAGCCCUUCACGUCAGUCCUAGGACUCCAGAUGGUUUCUUGGUGACAAGUGGUCAAAGAGAAGCACUGAAGUAUCUACUUCAGUCAGACUGAUGAGGGAUUUUCACUUGAAAGCAAACAUGACGAACCCUUAAUGUUCAGACCAUCACAAAAGUAUGAGAACACCGGCACCAGUAACCAGUCACAUGGACUGGAGGGAACAAGCUAACAUUUGUGAACAGAAACCACAAAAGCAGCUGCCAACAUAUCCUCCAUUCAGUGACACCAGCAGCCAAGGAUCUUGCAAGCGAUUCCUCCAAAACCCUUAUGAAGUUGAACCAAUGAAGAUCAAGUUUAUCUGCAACUUUGGCGGUACAUUCUUACCAAGGCCAAGUGACGGAGAGCUCCGAUAUGUCGGUGGUGAGAGGCAUCUGGUUCAGAUUAACCGGGACAUGUCAUGGUAUGAGCUGACCUGCAAGACAACAAAGUUAAUAAGGCAGGCUCACACAAUCAAGUACCAUCUCCCAGGGGAGCAACUAAACAUGCUCAUUUCUAUCACCUCUGAUGACGACCUUCGGCAUAUGAUUGAUGAGUGCAUUGUGCUAGAUGGAAACAAAGAAAGGCUGACCAUGUACCUCUUCUCUGCUAAUGACGAUGAGCACAAUGUGCACUUCCUUGUAGAACGCUCAUCCGAUGCAGAAAAGGAAGCACAGUUCAUUGCUCUCGUCAAUGGAUUCGACAGACCAAGAGAGGCAUUAAGAAUGCAAAGCCUUGGCAGCACCUCAACCAAUGACCUAGAUCAGGUGGUGUUUGGUAUCAAAGAGAAAAGACUGCUGGCAGACAGGGCAGAGGAAACUUCACUGUACAUUAAAGGUAAACCCUCACAAAGUAUCGUUGUAGAAUCGCCAAAAACAUCAAGUGGACAGCUGGAGAGACUUCCUACUCCACGUUUCCUAACACGGAUGGCCAAAAAAGAUUACAAGGCGCAAAACAGUGAAGGGAACCUGAUCACCUCUGGUAGAAAGAUGACUGGUGUUCACUUUGGUUCAUUUGUGCCAUCUAAAUUCAUGUAUAAAGCUAAGAGGGAGCCAGGUAGUGGCAAGACUGUCUCAAGGCAUCAGCUAGAACUGCAGCGAACUGCUACCAACAUGAUUGAGAAGGGCCAUCAAGCUACAAGAGCUCAGGAAAAAGGAUCAUCAAGAAAAGAGCUGCUGAUACCACUAGAUAACAGUAGUGUGAAUAUAUCAUCAUCGGAUUCAAACAACAAUAGCCUAAUGGCACAUACAAGUCGGUCCGCGAAUGAAAUGCCUGCAUCUUUAUCAAAGGGUUCCCAGAAAACAGUGAAUCAACAAACAAGCUCUGACAAUAGCAAGAUGAAACCAGAAAGGCAUAGCACCCAGGAAGAACGUAUGUCUCAUUCAGCAGAAGAACCAUUAUGGAAGAAUAAGAACUUCCAAUUGCAAAAUAAGGUGGAGAUGCCAGAACAUAGUCAUGAGUCUGCUACACAAAUGCAAGGCCAUGAUGAUAUGUACAUGAGUUUAAACCUGCAUACUAUGGAGAAGUCAGUUGCAACCAACAGCACGGCAAAGCCUGCCGUUCCUAUUACGUGUGGUAACACUUCAAAGAAAGAUCAUCCUUCUAAGCCUACCAUCACUAGCGCUGAAACAGCACUUUCUAGCUCUUUUACAUCUUCCGACAAGACAACUGAGCUGAAACCAAAUAUUCUAGUGCGUGCUUCAAGCGAGAGACAAGGGCGGCCCAGCAGUCUAAGACCAGAUAAACAAUCAUCAAAAAUGAUCAAAUCUCGGUCAGUUGGUGCUGAUAGCAUUAAUCCUCAGAUCAGAAGUCCAUCACAAGAGUCUAAAGAUGACACUGCACCAUUGAUAUCGGAGCUUGAGGAACAUGAAACCAAGAGCAGUGAACAAGGUCUUCCGAAAAAUGAAGUGUUGGGCAGAGGUCUUACAAGUAAUGUCCAGAUAAUUAGCAACGACGACCUUGAAGAUCUCCGUGAGAUGGGCUCCGGUGCAUUCGGAACAGUUUUCCAUGGAAAAUGGAAGGGAACAGAUGUUGCCAUUAAACGGAUAAAGAACAGCUGCUUUAUGCUCCCAUCACCUCAAGCAGAAAAACUGAUUACAGAAUUUUGGAGAGAAGCAGCCAUCAUCGCGAAACUUCACCACCCAAAUAUUCUGGCAUUUUACGGAGUUGUAAAUAAUGGACCUGGGGGAACAUUAGCUACUGUAACAGAAUUCAUGGUCAAUGGAUCUCUCAAGAAAGUCCUCCUUCGCAAAGACAAAUAUCUUGAUUGGCGCAAACGGAUAAUGCUGGCAAUGGAUGCAGCCAUUGGAAUGGAAUACUUGCACUCCAAGGACAUUGUCCACUUUGAUUUAAAAUGUGAUAACUUGCUAGUGAAUGUUAAGGAUCCAUGUCGCCCCAUUUGCAAGGUUGGUGAUUUUGGUUUAUCGAAGAUGAAACACGCCACCCUGGUUUCUGGUGGGAUGAGAGGAACACUUCCAUGGAUGGCCCCAGAGUUGCUGACAAUGAGUGGCACUAAAGUAUCCGAAAAGAUUGAUGUUUAUUCUUUUGGAAUUGUAAUGUGGGAAAUUCUCACGGGUGAGGAUCCAUACGAUGGCAUGCACUAUGGAGGAGUCAUAGGGGGUAUUUUGAGUAACACACUGAGGCCACCAGUGCCAGCUUCAUGUAACCCAGAAUGGAGGAAACUGAUGGAGCAAUGCUGGUCAACUGAACCUGAGAGACGACCUUCCUUCACUGAAGCCGCAUCCCGGCUUGGUGCCAUCCUAGAAGCAAGCCAGAGUGAAUUGACGAGUUAACCUGCAUGAACAACACUCUCUAUUUGUGUAUCUGUCCCGUUAGAGGAUGAUGCAGUCAUGUAUGAAUAAAUUUGUUCUAAAAUUGGUACCAAGUCUCAGUAUGAAAAAUGUAAAGUUCAGUCUCCCCAUGUAUUGAACUCGCAUGCUACUGUGUUGUUACUGAAACUGUGGAAUUCAAACAUUGGAAAUUGGGAAAAUGUAGCUGCGUUUCUUUUCUUUUCUU